AUGGCGAUGCGCGUUGAACGGGCAGUUUUAGCUGAGGACGAUCUUGCCUACUUACUUUGGGGGAAACUUGGUGAUGGUGGUCCGUCACCCGCCGGAGUGAGGUACUCCCGGUACAUGGACUCGGGUACCGGCUCAAGUACCUUUUUUGCACCUCGCACGUACUCUCUCUCAGAGGUUCCCCAUCCCGGGAAAUCUGCCAUGCUCCUUCCUCCUCAUCGACCACAGCACCGACAAUGGCAAGCACCAAGCACAACCGCACCACGAUGCACCAAGCACCAAGCACCGAGACCGACGCCGUACACACAUUGA
Molecule: messenger RNA, 309 nt
Organism: Colletotrichum abscissum
Lineage: Eukaryota; Fungi; Ascomycota; Sordariomycetes; Glomerellales; Glomerellaceae
Exons: 1
Coding region: 1-309 (102 amino acids)
Source: RefSeq, a predicted model, not a curated record